AUGAAUCGGUCCGAAUACUUUGCCAACUUGGGAUAUGACCUGUUCAUUGUGCCCAUUGCCCCCCAGCAGACCGUGGAUCUAGCGGUGAAGUCUCCGAUGUGUUGCUCGGCUUGGCUCGUGCGAACCGUGAAAGAAGAGAAGGCUCAAAACCUGGACAUUUGCUAUCAUUCGAUGGUUUUGAACUUUGCUGGUAUUGAGAUUGACCUGGCAAUCCCGAGUCUACGUGUUCGUAAAGGUGUGAAGAGGGAAUUCAAGGAUGCACUUGCCAAGGCUACCUCUAAGGCAAAGGAUGGUGGCCAGGCUGAGACUGGAACAGGUCAAGACGCACUUGUUUCAUUUGUUUUGGGACGAGGCCUAACUGAUGAUGAACUUGCUGUUGUUGCUGAAAAAGAAAGGGUUUCCAAAAAGAAACAAAAUGAAAAGAAAAAGAGAGCCGAAGCUCUCCAGGCAAUUGAAGACUUUGACAUCACUGAUACAAUUGCCGACCGACAGGUUCCGAUUGCUCCAUCACUUUUCCGUCACAUAAUGAAGUGA
Molecule: messenger RNA, 534 nt
Organism: Durusdinium trenchii
Lineage: Eukaryota; Dinophyceae; Suessiales; Symbiodiniaceae
Source: the annotation of a GenBank genome assembly